Mizuhopecten yessoensis (Yesso scallop) is the source of this 498-nucleotide messenger RNA. Its product is annotated as putative nuclease HARBI1. The transcript has a single exon. The record is from RefSeq and is a predicted model, not a curated record. Bases 1 to 498 code for a protein of 165 amino acids. NCBI's taxonomy places the organism in Eukaryota, Metazoa, Mollusca, Bivalvia, Pectinida, Pectinidae.
AUGCCUCCAGACAUGUUUGAUGAGAUUGUCCAGAGGCUGACCCCAAGGCUAACCAAGCAAACUACCAACUUCAGAGUUCCCCUGGAUCCUGGUAUGAAAGUUGCCAUAACCCUUCGUCACCUGGCAUCUGGAGCCAAGUACCAUGACAUGCAGUAUGCCUGGAGGGUCCCCCACAACACCAUCAGCAAAGUUGUUAGAGAAGUCUGCGAGGCCAUCAUAGAAGAGUACCUUGAAGAGCAAAUGUCACCUCCAACCACUGAAGAAGGCUGGCGUCAACUGUUAGAUGACUGGUACCAGAGAUGGAACUUCCCUCACGUAGUGGGGGCAGUUGAUGGCAAACAUGUGGCAUGCAAAGCUCCCCCUAAUUCUGGAUCAGAGUACUACAAUUACAAAGGCUUCUUCAGUGUGAUCCUGUUUGCCAUGGUGACAUCUGAUUACAAGGUCCUGUGGGUGGACGUGUCUGGUAAUGGCUCAGCUUCAGAUCUUCAACAACAGUGA